Molecule: messenger RNA, 384 nt
Organism: Entrophospora candida
Lineage: Eukaryota; Fungi; Glomeromycota; Glomeromycetes; Entrophosporales; Entrophosporaceae
Source: the annotation of a GenBank genome assembly
AUGGAAAAAAUAACAAAACUCAAUAUUGGAGAUGUCAAUGAAAUUUCAGAAAACAUGACAACAACAGUUAUGAAUAUUUAUCAAAAAUGUCUUAAAGAAAAGACAGAAUGUUCUAAUAAUACAAAAUUAAGUGGCUCAGAUUAUUUUGGAAUGAAUAAUGAAGACCACCUAAAAAGAAUAUCUGCAGAUAUAACCUUUAUUCCAAUUUACAUUCAAGAAAACAAUUUUAAAAUGUUUGUAGUUGAUUCUUCACACAAUAAAAUAGAACCAUUAGAUGGUUACCAUAUCACAUUUAUAGAAAAAUAUAGGCAUGAAACCAUUUUAUUUUCUCAAUUUUAUAAUAAAAAAGGAUUUCAUGCUAAUUUUUAUUCAACAAAAACCUAG